ACUAAAUAGGUCCCGAGUCGGGAUUUUCUUUUCAAACGCGCGAGGCGUCCUCUUUCCUUCCUCUGUCAUGGCCUCACAGGAGCAACCUUCUUAUCCUCUCGGUCAGGUUAUGGAAUCUCUGACCACUGACCGAGAGGUCCGCCCAGCUCCUUGAUGAGAAGAAAGCGGUGACACUUGGGUGGAUGCAGUCCCCAGCCAAUCGAACCGAGAACUCCCUCGCUUUCUGGCGAAAGGGGCGGAGUUCCCAUUGGUCUUUCAUCUUCGAAGGAAGCCAAGCUUCCAAAAAGCGGGCCUCCCCGGAUUGGCCAAUAGCUACCCCUUCGCCCGACUUGCGGGCGUUCGCACGGGGAUCGGGGAGGUGGCAUACACUUGCCAAUCAGAGCAGGCCAGGGCUGGCCGACGGCGGACGGCGACCAAUAGACGGGGCCGGCCAGAGCGCGCUCCCUUAGUAGGUGGAUGGUGGUCGAAGCGCCGGCUGCUUGCUCGCCGUCGCCAUUUUGUGCUGGUGAUCGCGGCCGGCCGGGAGUAGGCGGCAGUGGGUUUCCCGGGGAAGGCUGCGCGCCUGGCGCUUCUCCCCUCCCCCCUCCUCCGCCCUUCCGCCUCCGGCCUCGGACUUAGUCGUUGCGCGCUCCGGCUCCGGCUGAGCUGGGAGAGUUGGAGGAGGUGGCGGCGGGCCGAGGUGAUGUCCGGGAGCCCUCCCUUGACAGCCCGGGCCGAGAAGGUGAGCGUCGACGCUGGUCGUGGGGGCGGAGAGUCCCUGCAGGAGGCAUCACCCAGGCUGGCAGAUCAUGGUGGCAGCAGCGGGGGUGGCUGGGAAGUGAAACGGAGCCAACGGCUGAGGAGGGGCCCCAGCAGCCCUCGCAGGCCCUAUCAGGACAUGGAGUAUGAAAGACGAGGGGGUCGUGGAGACAGGACUGGCCGUUACGGAGCCGCCGACCGUGCACAGGAUGAUGGUGGGGAGAACCGCAGUCGAGAUCACGACUACCGGGACAUGGACUACCGCUCGUACCCCCGCGAGUACGGCGGCCAGGAGGGCAAGCACGAUUACGACGACUCGUCCGAAGAGCAGAGUGCAGAGGAUUCCUACGAGGCCUCCCCGGGCUCCGAGACUCAGCGUAGGCGGCGGCGGCGGCACAGGCACAGCCCCACCGGCCCACCAGGCUUCCCCCGAGACGGCGACUAUCGGGACCAGGACUAUCGGACCGAGCAAGGGGAGGAGGAGGAGGAGGAUGAGGAGGAGGAGGAGGAGGAGAAGGCCAGUAACAUCGUCAUGCUGAGGAUGCUGCCACAGGCAGCCACUGAGGAUGACAUCCGUGGUCAGCUGCAGUCCCACGGCGUCCAAGCACGGGAGGUCCGGCUGAUGCGGAACAAAUCCUCAGGUCAGAGCCGGGGCUUCGCCUUCGUCGAGUUUAGUCACUUGCAGGACGCUACACGAUGGAUGGAAGCCAAUCAGCACUCCCUCAACAUCCUGGGCCAGAAGGUUUCCAUGCACUACAGCGACCCCAAGCCCAAGAUCAAUGAGGACUGGCUGUGUAAUAAGUGUGGCGUCCAGAACUUCAAACGCCGCGAGAAGUGCUUCAAAUGUGGCGUGCCCAAGUCAGAGGCGGAGCAGAAGCUGCCCCUGGGUGCAAGGCUGGAUCAGCAGACACUGCCGCUGGGUGGGCGGGAGCUCAGCCAGGGCCUGCUCCCUCUGCCACAGCCCUACCAGGCCCAGGGAGUGCUGGCCUCCCAGGCCCUGUCACAGGGCUCAGAGCCAAGCUCAGAGAACGCCAACGACACCAUCAUUUUGCGCAACCUGAACCCACACAGCACCAUGGACUCCAUCCUGGGGGCCCUGGCACCCUACGCAGUGCUGUCCUCCUCCAACGUACGCGUCAUCAAGGACAAGCAGACCCAACUGAACCGUGGCUUCGCCUUCAUCCAGCUCUCCACCAUCGUGGAGGCAGCCCAGCUGCUGCAGAUCCUGCAGGCCCUGCACCCGCCGCUCACCAUCGACGGCAAGACCAUCAAUGUUGAAUUUGCCAAGGGUUCUAAGAGGGACAUGGCCUCCAACGAAGGCAGUCGCAUCAAUGCUGCCUCAGUGGCCAGCACUGCCAUUGCUGCGGCCCAGUGGGCCAUCUCGCAGGCCUCCCAGGGUGGGGAGGGUGCCUGGGCCACCCCUGAGGAGCCACCGGUCGACUACAGCUACUACCAACAGGAUGAGGGCUAUGGCGGCAGCCAGGGCACAGAGUCCUCCCUCUAUGCCCAUGGCUACCUCAAGGGCGCCAAGGGCCCUGGCAUCCCUGGAACCAAAGGCGACCCAGCCGGAGCAGGUCCCGAGGGCUCCCUGGAGUCUGGGGCAGACUCUGUGUCACUGCAGGCUUUCUCCCGCACCCAGCCUGGUGCCAACGCUGGCAUCUACCAGCAGUCAGCAGCUGAGGCCAGUGGCAGCCAGGGCGCUGCUGCCAACAGCCAGCCAUACACCAUCAUGUCACCUGCUGUGCUCAAAUCUGAGCUCCAGAGCCCUACCCAUCCCAGCUCUUCCAUGCCACCAGCCACCAGCCCCACUGCCCAGGAAUCCUACAGCCAGUACCCUGUUCCUGACGUCUCCACCUACCAGUACGAUGAGACAUCUGGCUACUACUAUGACCCCCAGACCGGCCUCUACUAUGACCCCAACUCUCAGUACUACUACAACGCUCAGAGCCAGCAGUACCUGUACUGGGAUGGAGAGAGGCGGACCUACGUUCCUGCCUUGGAGCAGUCGGCCGAUGGGCAUAAGGAGACGGGGGCGCCCUCAAAGGAAGGCAAAGAGAAGAAGGAAAAGCACAAGACCAAGACGGCUCAGCAGAUUGCCAAAGACAUGGAACGCUGGGCCCGCAGCCUCAACAAGCAAAAAGAAAACUUCAAAAACAGUUUCCAGCCCAUCAGCUCCCUACGAGACGACGAAAGGCGGGAGUCAGCCACCGCGGAUGCAGGCUAUGCCAUCCUCGAGAAGAAGGGAGCACUAGCCGAGAGACAGCACACCAGCAUGGACCUCCCGAAGCUGGCCAGUGACGACCGCCCCAGCCCACCGCGGGGGCUGGUGGCAGCCUACAGCGGGGAGAGUGACAGUGAGGAGGAGCAGGAGCGCGGGGGCCCAGAGCGGGAGGAGAAGCUCACUGACUGGCAGAAGCUGGCUUGUCUGCUCUGCCGGCGCCAGUUCCCCAGCAAGGAGGCGCUCAUCCGGCACCAGCAGCUCUCUGGGCUCCACAAGCAAAACCUUGAGAUUCACCGGCGAGCCCACCUGUCAGAAAAUGAGCUGGAAGCACUUGAAAAGAAUGACAUGGAGCAAAUGAAGUACCGGGACCGCGCGGCUGAACGCAGAGAGAAGUACGGCAUCCCUGAGCCCCCGGAGCCCAAGAGGAGGAAGUACAGCGGCAUGUCGGCGGCCUCCGUGGACUUUGAGCAGCCCACGCGAGACGGGCUGGGCAGUGACAACAUUGGCAGUCGCAUGCUCCAGGCCAUGGGCUGGAAAGAGGGCAGUGGCCUGGGCCGCAAGAAACAGGGCAUUGUGACUCCCAUCGAGGCCCAGACACGGGUGCGGGGCUCUGGUCUGGGUGCCCGAGGCAGCUCCUAUGGGGUCACUUCAACCGAGUCCUACAAGGAGACGCUGCACAAGACAAUGGUGACCCGCUUCAACGAGGCCCAGUGAGCAGCCGCAAGACCUACUUAACUCAUGUCAGGUGUCCAGCCUGGGGCAGGGGAGGAUGAAGUUUGAGUGGGGCCAUGCACCUGUCUACCAGCCCUACUCCCCUGCUGCAGAGGCCCUGACCAAGUCAGACUUAGAGCUGGUGACUUUUGUUGGAAAACUAGGCUGGAGUUAUGUCCUCCGUUUUGUAAUAAAAGCUGAAAAGUC
Messenger RNA from Camelus dromedarius (Arabian camel), 3877 nucleotides. It is a transcript of the gene RBM10, whose product is annotated as RNA binding motif protein 10. Lineage: Eukaryota; Metazoa; Chordata; Mammalia; Artiodactyla; Camelidae. Gene Ontology annotation, biological process: mRNA splicing, via spliceosome. Gene Ontology annotation, cellular component: nucleus. The record is from RefSeq and is a predicted model, not a curated record. Gene Ontology annotation, molecular function: RNA binding. The coding region runs from base 683 to 3673 and encodes 996 amino acids. The transcript is spliced from 24 exons.